AUGCAAGUAUAAAAUUAUGAGAAAACUCAAAGUUUGGUUUAAAUAAAUAUCUGUGUAUAGAAAAAGAAUAUAUUCAAAAAUUUUAGGCAUCUUCUGAUUAAGAUGAUCGAAUCAGUAGUAUUAAUCAUAAAAAUUUUAGUAUUUAUUGGUAUCUAUUGAGAGAAAUGGUAAGAAAAUGGAAUAAUCUGUAUGA
Molecule: messenger RNA, 193 nt
Organism: Paramecium pentaurelia
Lineage: Eukaryota; Ciliophora; Oligohymenophorea; Peniculida; Parameciidae
Source: the annotation of a GenBank genome assembly